This is a messenger RNA of Arachis duranensis, 876 nucleotides long. Its product is annotated as mediator of RNA polymerase II transcription subunit 31. Gene Ontology annotation, molecular function: transcription coregulator activity. Gene Ontology annotation, cellular component: mediator complex; core mediator complex. The record is from RefSeq and is a predicted model, not a curated record. Gene Ontology annotation, biological process: regulation of transcription by RNA polymerase II. Lineage: Eukaryota; Viridiplantae; Streptophyta; Magnoliopsida; Fabales; Fabaceae.
CAAUUCAAAGUUUCAAACCCUAAACAGACCCUUCACUCAUCACUCUCUCUCUCUGUUCUUCUGUUCCCGGAGACGCUACUACUGCAACCACCGUUCGCCGUGCCGCCUCCGUCACCGUCGCGCCGUUCGUCCGAGUCUUCGAUUGAGUGUUUCAUGGCCUCCAAAACAGAAAGUGGGAACUCAGGUGGUACUGAUCAAUCAGCGCCAAAGAGUACAUACAAAGAUCCAGAUGAUGGACGGCAACGAUUUUUGCUUGAGUUGGAAUUUGUUCAAUGCCUUGCUAACCCCACCUAUAUUCACUAUUUGGCUCAAAAUCGGUAUUUUGAGGAUGAAGCUUUCAUUGGAUACUUAAAGUAUCUUCAAUAUUGGCAGCGCCCUGAGUAUAUUAAAUUUAUUAUGUAUCCUCAUUGCCUCUAUUUUCUUGAGCUUCUACAGAAUGCAAAUUUUCGCAAUGCAAUGGCACACCCUAACAAUAAGGAGCUGGCACAUAGACAACAAUUCUACUUCUGGAAGAACUACAGGAACAAUCGGCUAAAGCACAUUUUGCCUAGAUCACUUCCUGAACCUACUGCCACAACUGCGCCUCCUGCAGCUUCAACUCCGGCUCAGCCACCUGUGCCUGCAUUGCCACCAGUACCUGCCACAAAUGUUCCAGUGACAGGUUCAUCUUCUCAAGCCCCUUCUCCAAUGCCAUAUGGUAUGCCCCCUGGAUCUGGUCCUGCAAAAAAUGACAUGAGGAAUCCUUCAAUGGAUAGAAGGAAGCGGAAGUGAUUUUUUAGGGCAUGUAAGUCGGUUUUAAAAAGUAUACAAAGUAUUUAUAUUGAAGUGGUUACAAUGAUAGAUCAAAGUUCUUAUGCAUCCGAGUUAUUUUUAUUA